Molecule: messenger RNA, 4027 nt
Organism: Pseudomassariella vexata
Lineage: Eukaryota; Fungi; Ascomycota; Sordariomycetes; Amphisphaeriales; Pseudomassariaceae
Product: RhoGAP domain-containing protein
Exons: 4
Coding region: 356-3880 (1174 amino acids)
Biological process (GO): signal transduction; actin cytoskeleton organization
Cellular component (GO): cytoplasm
Source: RefSeq, a predicted model, not a curated record
UACAGGAUAUUACUCACUGCACUCGCUUGACAAAAGGAUACAAGCUGCCAGCCAGCCAGCUUCACGGCUACACAUCCGAUCAAAAAGUCCUAGCCUAGGCUGUUUCUGUCCCUCGAACCACAAUCUGGAUCAGUUGACAGUCCCUCCGACCUUGGUACCUUGUCGCACACGCGCCUGUUGUAGACUUCUACGAGUUCGCCGCCCAAUGCCCAGGUCUGACGUGGGACAGCACGCACCCGCCACACAGCCGUAACCACACCCAAUCUGUCCCUCCUCGAGCCGAACCCGGAUACCGAAGAAGCACAACACGCUGUUUUUCCGUGUGGUAUUGAAUUAAGGGCGUCAUUUGGUCGCCAUGAUGGGUCCUGAUUAUGGAGGCGGUCUGGCUGACGACCAUCUCCAUGGUCAUCCCCCGCCGCCCACCAGCGAAGGCGGCUACCAACUCGACCGCGAUCGACCGAGCAUGAACUCGAGCCCCAACUUUCAGAAUGGUGGUGGCUUUCCAGCGCAGGGCCGCCCCCCAGGUUCUCCUGCUUUGAGUGCCCAAGGCGAGCCCAGGAAGAGCAAUGAACGCAAUAGAUCGAGAGGAAGGGGACGAACCGGCAGUGGACAGUUGCGCAUCUGUAAUAAGUGUGGGGAGCCGUUAACGGGCCAGUUCGUGCGUGCGCUGGAUGGCACUUUUCACCUGGAUUGUUUCAAGUGUAGGGACUGCGGCCAGAUCGUAGCCUCCAAGUUCUUCCCCGCCGAUGAUGAAGAAGGCAGUGGCCAAUACCCUCUCUGCGAAACGGACUACUUCAGACGGCUGGGGCUGCUUUGCUACCAGUGCGGUGGCGCUCUUCGCGGGUCGUAUAUAACGGCUCUCGAUCGCAAGUAUCAUGUGGACCAUUUCACAUGCUCUCUCUGCUCGACAGUCUUUGGCGCUCAAGAUAGCUACUAUGAGCACGAUGGUAACGUCUACUGCCACUACCACUACUCGACGCAAUUUGCCCAACGAUGCAACGGUUGCCACACCGCUAUCCUGAAGCAGUUCGUCGAGAUCUUCCGCAAUGGCCAGAACCAGCAUUGGCAUCCCGAAUGCUACAUGAUUCACAAGUUCUGGAACGUACGGCUCUCGGUGAACCCAGAGAUGGAAGAGCAACGUCCAGAAAUCGCCGACUCCCACAGUCGUGAGCUUGUCAGGUUGGAAGAGGAGGACAUGGAGGAGAAAGUUUACCGCAUAUGGAGUGUCCUCUCCACCUUUGAGGAGUCUUCAGCAGCGUGUAUUUCAGACAUGCUGUUACACGUGAGCAAUGGGGCCUACAUUGACGGUGUUCUUGUUGCAAAGAAAUUCAUACUCCAUGUGGAGAUCCUGUUUCAAGCUGCGGACAAGCUGGAUGACUCGAUGAGGAACUAUGACAUGAAAGGGCUGGCUUACGGACGAGAGGCUAAACUCCUCUGCAAGAAGAUUGUCUCUUUCUUCUCUCUCUUGUCUAAGACCCAAGAUACAGGCGUUCGAAAGCUCGGCGUCACGCAGGAGUUGCUCUCUCUGGUGACAGGGCUGGCCCACUAUCUGAAGCUUCUCAUCAGAAUUUGCCUACAGGGAGCACUCAAAGUUGAGAAAGACCAUCAAUCACCAGCAGGAUUAUACCAAUUCCUUGAAGACCUCAGCGUCAUAGAGGCGGCCAAAAACGAGGACAGCUCGUUGCAGAUCAACGCGGGCAUGACGAAGCUCUCCCCAAACGAGUCGGACCAGUGCAUAUUAUGUCGGAAACCGAUCGAGGAUGAAUGCGCUGUUCAUGGUGAGGAUCGGUGGCACGCAUCUUGCGUCUCGUGUGAGCGAUGUGGCAAGGAAUUAGGCAAGAUCUUGGAACAGGCACGCCUGCAGCGCGACUACAAGAUCCUCUGUGCCAACUGCGACGCCACAUCGCCAGAGAAGGGUCAAACCCUCGAGAGAGUCUCCAAGCUGCAGCAAUAUGUCUUUCUGUUGAAGGUUGCGUUGGCAAGGCUUCUGGACAUGCUUCGGAGUAGCGGGGCCCUCCCGCACACGUCGGAAGACCCUAACCUCGACGGAUACGACGCCAACGACGGCCAGCGGUUGGAAGCUCCCAUGUUGACGGCGGAUUCCCGCUCAAAGUCGUAUGCCGGUGAAGAAGGCCGCCACCAGAGAGAGUCGUCCUAUGAGAACACUCUCAACGAUGUGCGCCGGCUCAGAAGCACACGUCUUGACAAGCACCUAUCCUCGAGUCUUAGGAAGGCUCGAACUUCAAGGAUAAUGGAUGGCCCUGACGGACAUAGUGUUCGACCCGGCUCUUCUGGUGGCGAGAAUGGCACUGCUAGAAACAGACCCAUGCAAAUCGAAGAGGACCGUGAACCUGGUCUAGGCGGCACGGAGCAGUACUUUGGCCAUUCGGAUGCGCUUACCCUUGACGACAUUCCACGAAUAGUUGCCGCGGAACAAGCGAGGGAAAAGCAGCCCAGUGCCUACAACAGAAGCUCGAGACAGGAGCUGUUCAGAUCACCAGCUACCCACCCUAAUUACGCAACAGGAGCUGCACCAGGCCAUCAACGGACUCAAUCUGACGGGAGGGAUGAUACCCGACUUGCCGGUGAGCCUUCACCUCAGAGACCUGGUAGACGGUUCUUCUCCGAGCUCUCUGGACUCGAAUAUUUCAUCGUGCGGCAUGUUGCUGUCCUUACAAUGCAGCCAAUGCUCGACCCUGAUUUCACUCUUGAAGACCUUCUUGGACUUAUCGAAGCACGCAAGGCACCCACCUUCUGGAACAAGUUCGGUAAAGCGUUUGGCAACAAGGACAACCGCAAGGCAAUCAAGAAGAAGGGCGUGUUUGGUGUUCCCCUGGAUGUCAUCCUUGAAAGGGACGGAGCAGACUCCACGGAUGGUGUCGGUCCCGGAGCUCUUCGCAUCCCGGCCAUUAUGGAGGACACAAUUACCGCCCUCAAGAACAAGGAUCUGUCGGUGGAGGGUGUCUUCCGAAAGAAUGGAAACAUCAAGAAGCUGACUGAGCAGGUGGCUUCCGUUGACCGAGACGGCUGUGACGCCAUCAGAUGGAACGAUGAGACGCCGCACCAGUUGGCAGCAUUGCUCAAACGAUACCUACGUGAGCUACCGGAUCCGCUCAUGACCCAAAAGCUCUACCACCUUUGGAUUGCAGCUACCAAGAUUAAAGAUCCAGACAAGAGGAGGCACUGUCUGCAUUUAGCAUGCUGCAUGCUACCGCAGAUCCACCGGGAUUCCCUCGAGGUGUUGUUCAACUUCCUCAAAUGGGUGGCCACUUUCCACCAGGUUGACGAAGAUUCUGGUUCCAGGAUGGAUGUUCACAAUCUUGCUCGAGUCAUGGCACCAAAUAUUCUCUACCUCAACACCAAGACCCCCAGUUUUUCUGACGAGCCGAUGAUGGCUGUGGCUUGUGUCGAAGACCUAAUCCAGUACAAUGAGGAGAUGUGUAUGGUGCCGGACGAGAUAAUGGAUAUUCUCAGUGACUCAUCAUUGUUCAGCAAUAAUGGUGACAUCACGACGAAGGAAAUCCUCAAGCGCAUUGGUGACCGUGGCAAUGGGGCUCAGAGGUACGAUACCGAACUUGUCAACAGACAGGAGAAUACACGACCCAUGGCUACUAGAGUCGAUACCGAUCCUUCACAAUGGCCGCAAGAACGCAGCGUCCGUCACGUUCAAGACGCAGCAGCACCUGUUAGUGCCAACGCUCAAGGAACGCCUCCUUCGAAGUGGCGAGGACCUGAGAAUGGACCGUCUCCUUACACAAAUCAACAACAAGAAAGAAAUGAGAAUCAGCCUGAGAAUCCUGAGAACGGACCGCGUCGGGAGUGGCGAAACUCAGGCGCCUGGGGAAGACAGAACAGUUCCAUCACAACUGGCACAGGCUAAAAACCAUCAUUUGGUUCUGGUAUAUACCGGCAUUUUUUUUUUGCUUUUCCUCUCCGUCUCCUGGAUGGAACGGUGGACUCAAUUCGGGGAUCCACCUACGAGACCACAACUUACUUGACGACAUAGCAUGAUUUGGGUGUAGAGCGG